GCAACAUCCCCGCUGACAAACUGUCUGGACAGAAGAGGUUUAAAUGGGCUCGAAGCUUUAGUUAAACAUGCAACCAGGUUUUAGGGCAGGAGGGAAGACUAUGGAGGCUCGGGCUAUUUGUGUGUAUUGUUUUGGUGGUGGUCUAUCUUUCACUUGCAGCGGCUGGUUGAGCAAAUUGUCUGGGGCGGAUGACAUUGUAUCCUCCGCGAUCCUUCACCGCGACCAAGAGCCACACAUGAGGGCUGCGACCUUGUCUUCUGUUAAAAACAAUAACAUGUUGAAGAUUCGUUACGCUGGGCACCUAGAGGACUCGUAGAGAGAUGAAGACUCUGGAGGAGCCCCCCUACUUGACGGUAGGGACGGAUGUGAGUGCCAAGUACAGAGGGGCUUUCUGCGAGGCUAAGAUCAAGACUGCCAAGAGGCUAGUCAAGGCAAAGGUGACCUUUAAACCAGAUCUGACCACAGCUGAGGUUCAUGAUGAAAACAUCAAAGGAGUUCUAAAGGUGGGGUCUGUUGUAGAGGUGAAGAAUCAGGAUGGUGUUUACCAGGAGGCCACCAUCAAUAAGCUGACCGAUGCGAGUAUAUAUACUGUUGUGUUUGAUGAUGGCGAUGAGAAGACCCUGAGGCGGUCCUCUCUCUGCCUGAAAGGAGCACGUCACUUUGCAGAGAGCGAGACACUCGACAGACUCCCUCUCACCAACCCAGAGCACUUCGGCACACCUGUCAUCGGCAAGAAGGGAAACCGCGGCAGACGAUCGAACCCAAUUCAAGAAGAAGAAUUGUCUUCAUCCUCCAGCGAAGAGGAGGAGAGCAACAAGCGGCAGAAUGAGGAUCUGUUCGGCAAAGUGGUCUGUGUGGAGGGAGUCGCCACCGGGGAGAAAAAGAAAACCACGUGGUAUCCCGCUCUGGUCAUCUCCCCAGACUGCCACGACGACGUGACUGUGAAGAAGGACAACAUCUUUGUGCGCUCGUUCAAGGAUGGAAAAUUUAACACGGUGCUGCGGAAAGACAUCCGCGAGCUGAACGGGGACUGUCCUCCAAAAGCCGACGCAGGGCUCAAACCAGCUCUGGACGCAGCCUUAGAGUUCCUCCAUCAGUUUGUCGUGCCCAGCUCCUGGAAAACAGAGGUGAAGGAGGAAAGUUCCAGCAGCGAGGAUGAGGAUGAAGAGGAAGAGGAAGGACAGGAGGGGGAUGCAAGCGGCGAAGAUGAGGAGGAGGAAGUGGAGCCGUACCCAGAGGAGCGGGAGAACUUUCUGCAGCAGCUCUACAAGUUCAUGGAAGACAGAGGAACUCCAAUCAACAAGCGGCCUGUUCUGGGCUACAAGAACCUCAACCUGUUCAAGCUCUACAGGCUGGUGCACAAACUGGGAGGCUUCAACAACAUUGAAAGCGGCGCUGUUUGGAAGCUGGUCUAUCAGGAUCUGGGGAUCCCUGUGCUCAACUCUGCCGCUGGCUACAAUGUCAAAUGUGCUUACCGCAAGUACUUGAAUGGAUUUGAAGAAUACUGCACCUCCACUGCCAUCACCUUCAGGAUGGACCUCCCUCUUAAGCAGGCUCCCAAGGGGGAAGUGAAGUCUGAGGGGGAAGCGGUAGCAACACAUGCCCCCUCCUCCAGCUCAGAGGAGCAGAAACCGCCGGUGGAUGGAGAACCGAGUAGCACACAGCUUAUCGUCUGCAAGGACGAGAAGCCUGAUUUGACCCGGAAAAAAACGGAGCCCGAACCAAUAAAAACAGAUGAAAAGGAGAGCGAGAACGACGAUGACGAGGAAGAAGACAGCCCCCUCAAUGGGGACGCAGACGAGGGCUCGUCGACGGCUCGCCUCGGGGGGGAGAGCGUGAAGGAGGAGUGCGACGAGGAGCAGGAGAGCAAAGACAACUCUGGGGAUGACAGCAGUCAGGAGGGGGAGGAAGGGGAGGAGUUUGAGUGUUACCCCCCGGGGAUGAAGGUGCAGGUGAGGUAUGGGCGAGGCCGCAGUCUGAAGACGUACGAGGCCACUGUGAAAGAGGCAGACGUGGAGGGGGGAGAGGUGCUCUACCUGGUGCACUACUGUGGCUGGAACGUCAGAUAUGAUGAAUGGAUCAAAGCAGAGAAGAUUGUGCGCCCGGCAAAUAAGAACGUACAAAAAAUAAAGCAUCGCAAAAAGAUAAAGAACAAAGCGGAGAGGGAGAGAGACAGGCUGGACAGGCUCAAUGAAAGAGACGGCCUCGGCCCUUCGACUAACGCUAACCGCCUCGCGCGCUCCAAAUGUGGCCUGAGCCAGGAUGUCUUUUCCAAGAUGGACGAGGGUGAGGACAAAGGGACUCAGCAGUCUCCAGUCAAGUCUAUAGAAAUUACUUCUAUCCUCAAUGGCCUGCAAGCCUCCGAGAUGUCCACGGACGAAAGUGAUCACGAGGACGAGGAGGGCGAACGUAAUGCGGAGGAUCGUCCUGGGUGCAGGGGCAGCCCCAGAAAGGCCCCACCACCAGAGGCCUCGCACACAUCAGAGUGCUGGGACGGUCCUGAAGCAUCCAAACCUUCCUCUGUCUCAGGGAAGAACCCGGAUGUAGUUGGUCCAGAGGGUGCCGAGAAGCGGAGAAGUCAGGCCGAGUUUGAGGGAGAGGUGAGCAACAGGAAAAGGAAAUCUGACGGUGCAGUGGAGAGGACCCCAAAAGGCCAAUCCAAAGCGAAGACCCGGAAUACAAGGAGUGCCGACUGGUUGCCUGGAGGCUCUCCCAGGAAGCAGCUAGCGGAAAGAGCUACGGGCCCCGGGGAGGAGAGGGGGGGCUUGUCCAGCAGCAGCUCAGAUGAUGAGGGUGCAGCGCGCUCCGAGUCCAAGGCUGAGGAAAGCGAGCGAAGCCGGCCAAAAACCAAAGGUUCGCCUUCCAAGAAAUACAACGGGAUGAAGGAGAAGACCAAAGCUGGCCGGCAAGCUGGCUUUUGGGAGAUUCCUGAGAAGAGGGCCAAAGUGUCUGGGAAUGCGGAGGAACGACCAGCUGUCCGCUCCAAAGGCCAAAAGGACGUUUGGUCCAGCAUCCAGGCCCAGUGGCCGAAGAAGACUCUCAAAGAGUUGUUCUCCGACUCGGACACGGAGGCGGCCAAUUCUCCCCCCCCACCCGCACCGCCAUCCCUGGAGGAGCCGAGCGCCGAGCAGGAGGCCGGUCCCGAGGACGAAGCCUCGGAGGAGCAGAUGGAGAACGACAAACUGCAGGAGUUUCCUAGCAGCGGCAGUAACUCCGUGCUCAACACGCCGCCAACAACGCCCGAGUCGCCCUCAGGAGGAGGGGGCAGCGCCGUGGAAGACUCCUGUCCAGCACAACCUUCCUCCCCGCCCCCGUCCAUACCCCCCGCCCUGCCUUCAGAGCCGGUUUCUGACCCCCUUCCCCCAGGACCCGUACAGGAGGAAGUGGCAGGCGUGCGCAGUGAGACAGACAGCAGUACGGUGGAAGUGGAGAGUCUGGGUGGGGAGCUACCAGAUCUCCCCCAAGAUGAGGGGGCGGGUUCCCCCUCCAAGGGGUUUGACGUCAGUCUGUCCUGCAACAGCAGCAGCAGCGGCAGCCUCGAGCUGAGCAGCAGCAGCCAUCAGGAGAGUGAACAGAAGUCCAAAGCCUCUGUGAGUCAAAAGCGACAGAAAGAACCACAGCCAGUCGUAGUCUCAAAGAAACACAAGCCAAACCGCAAAAGCCUUGGUGUGCCUCCCAAAAAGAAUAGGAAGACAGCUGUCUUCCCUCCUCCAGCCAACAGCAGUGACAGUGAAGACCAGUCAGUUGUUGAGGGCACUGCCAAACAAACUGCCUCCAAGAACAACAUGCCAGACGUGAAGGCUGUCACAUCGCCUAAGCUUCGCGGACGAUCUCCCCCCUCGAGCCAUAAGUACCACAAGCAGGGUGACCCCGACCACAGCCAGCACCGGGACCACCAUGGAAGAUCGCCACGCGUGUACAAGUGGAGCUUCCAGAUGUCUGACCUGGAGAAGAUGAGCAGUCUGGAGAGGAUUUCAUUUCUUCAGGAGAAGCUGCAGGACAUCAGGAACCACUACCUCUCCCUCAAGUCUGAGGUAGCCUCUAUCGACAGACGACGAAAACGCAUGAAGAAGAAGGAACGGGAAAGCACGGUGGCAGCUUCCUCUUCGUCCUCCUCCUCCUCCUCCCCGUCCUCCAGCUCUCUGACUGCGGCAGUCAUGUUGACACUGGCUGACCCCCCGGUGUCAUCUUCAUCCUCUUCUUCUCAGAACUCUGGGGUAUCAGUGGAGUGCAGGUGACAGGACGAACCAGCGAAAAGCCACCGCACUUAGCACUUAACCAGCACCCUGGGGUCAACGCCCCCAUUCCUUUCCAACAGGACGGACAAGUCACCCUGCUAACUCUACCAACUGGGGCACAAAAACCAGACCAGAGACAACAACAACAAAAACAAGAAUCAAGCACUAUUUUCUAUUGACAACUGUUUCCUUGGCAAGCUAAUGGCACUUAAGUGCACUUUUAUGAAGAUUGUUUAGGGGGAUAACAUUUGUCGAAAAAAUAGAAUUACAAUAUUGUCUUUUGCGCUCUUCUUAAUUAACCAUUUAUAAGAAUUGUUUUUGCAAGCAAUAAUUGUUUCCAUUUGAUAAAGUUGUAUUGGUAAGGGUUGAUUUCCAGGGACGACCCCUCCGUGCUCUGUCCUCAAAGCUCAACACGGUACAGCCUGUGCUCGCCAUUCUAUAGUGAGGAAUUCAGAGAAACACUGCCACAUUGGCAGAGCGUACAUAAUGUAUCUUCGCCAUGUUUCUCUGUCCACACUCAUUACAAAAAAGGCCUUUGUGUGGUUAAACCUCAAGUGGUUGACGAUGCUCCUCUCACGUACAGGCACGUGGUCCUGUAUUUGUUUGGAAUGGGUCGAGUCGGGAUUGAAGAAUAGGGUUUCAGACCAUCAUAAGUCCACUGACAGCCUCUGUGGAUGAAUAUUGUAGUGCCUUUUUGUUCUUUUCCAUGGGGCACUUUGAGAAAGGACAGCACUUGUUCUUCUCCUGAUCCUCUUCUCAAAUCAGAGCGUCAGCCGGAAUAAUGUGUUCCUGACAAAAAGACUGUUGAACGCUGUGUGAGAGAACAGGCAUCGAAGGGCUGACAGUUAAUGAUGGUUUUUAUCAGCGUUAUAAUAAUAUUUAAAGAGUAUAAUUGUAAAAGCAGAACUCCUAAACUGGAUCACCCGUAAUCUACUACUGAAUACUCAUCCAGCUUGGGUGUAACUGCUAAAUUUGGCAGUAUAAACUGUGCAAUGAUGGAGUUGGUCACAUUACUCCAGUUCAUCAGCCUUUUUAAAAGCCCAUCUGCUUUAUUUGAUGUUUCCAUCACCUAUUUAAUCUCCCCUGGACCCAUCAACUUCACUGAAGAUUUGCAACUGGAUCAAGUUAACGUGAAGGCAGCUCAGUGCUGCAAAACACAUGAAUGAAGCUUAAUCCCAUUUUUCAGUGUUUCAAACAAACAUGAAGUUACUUAAUUAAGUAUAUAUUUUUUGCUUUGUUAAAUAAAGCAACGCAUACUCUUUUGGCAUUUCUUUUAUAAUUUUACUCAUGAUCAAAAAUGACAUGCCAGCUUCCUCUCAUACUCAUCCCUACCAAAAAAAUGUUUGGUUCUGUUUCCUGUACUUUGACCAGAUUAAAAGGUAAAGAUAUUGUAAAUGUGCAUUUAUAUCAUAAAGUGACAUGUGUAUACAUUUCUGAAGACAUCUCCAGUGUUUCCUUUGUAUAGAACCCCUACUGUAUGAUAACCUGAAGUUACAUUUUGUUUGGCACUUGUAUGUAAUUGUAUGCUUUUGUUAUACAUUUGUAUAUUGAGAAGUGUUUUGAGUCAGGCUAUUUAAUAUCUUGCACUGUUAAUAAUAUGUACCUUUCUGUACAGACAGUUUUACGGUUUUAACUGCAGUUUGAGUGUAAAUACUGAGGGUUUAAGCAUGUUUUUUCUUCCUUUUAUCCUAUUUCUUGUUCUGUUGUAGGAAGAGAUUUAUUUUUGAGUUCAUUUAUGUUUUGCCUUUUUUCAUCAGUUAAACUACCCUUUUCAGUUUUACGUUUUGUUUUAGUUUGUACUGUUCUGUUUUUUUUCUAUAGCUUGUACUUGUAAGAGAAUAAUGGGGGUUUUGGAUGAGGAUAAACUAUUCCCAACCUGUACAUGGCCUGAAGCUACAGCUGUAUGAACCUGUAUAUGGAAACUAGUCUGGACCAUAGAUUAAGAGAGAGUAAUGGAGCUUAUUGGAAAAAUGCUCAAUAGUAUUUAUUAGGCUCAUCUGACGAUGGUCAUUGUGUAAUUUAUUGUAAAAAUGUAAGCAAAGCAGAAGCCUCUGUUUGAAAUAAAUGCCAUAGUUUGUGAAGUAUU
This is a messenger RNA of Trematomus bernacchii (emerald rockcod), 6324 nucleotides long. RefSeq names its product AT-rich interaction domain 4B (gene arid4b). Gene Ontology annotation, cellular component: nucleus. Gene Ontology annotation, biological process: regulation of transcription by RNA polymerase II. Gene Ontology annotation, molecular function: transcription cis-regulatory region binding. Lineage: Eukaryota; Metazoa; Chordata; Actinopteri; Perciformes; Nototheniidae. The record is from RefSeq and is a predicted model, not a curated record.